AUGGCGACCUCAGGCUCCCACGGCGCAUCGCGAAAGACCAACGGAGCUCCUUCGUCCUCUGGCCAGCAAGCCACCGCCGAUGCGCCGAAGUCGAGUAAGAGCCGCGCUCCCGUUGAAGGCGACAAAGUGGUUAUAAGGAGACUGCCCCCCGGCCUGACCGAGGAGGAGCUAUGGAAGAACCUAGGAGAUGAGUGGAAGGCCGGACAGGGUCUUGUCAGCUGGCACAAUUUUGAGCCCGGCAAGAUCUCACAAGACCCUGCGAAGCCGUCGAGGCCGGCGAGAGUCUACCUCCAUGUCUUGAAGCGCGAGAAUUUGAACACGCUCUCCAGUCUGAUCCUAGCGAAAUCAUGGGAGGACGCCAAGAUGACGUCCAACAGUCCCUCUCUUGUCGGUCCCCCGGUUCUCGAAUUUGCCUCUUACAAUAAGAUUCCAAGCGGCAAGAAACGCACCGAUCCGAGACAAGGGACGAUUGACCAAGAUCCUGAGUUCAUGGCCUUCCUCUUGUCUCUCACCAACCCCGACCAGGACAAGGAAGCGGAGAGUAACGAAAACAAGGAUGCAGAAGAGCCAAAGCCGGAGACCAAGGUUACAACAACACCUUUGAUCGAGUACCUGAAGGAAAAGAAGGCCAACAAGGCAAAGGAGGCAGCCGCCGCCAAGAGCGCGAAGCAGUCUCGGCAGGAAUCUCAAAGCACCAAGGGCAAGGCAUCGGGAUCGACGGCGGAGGAGGUCAAGAGGGGUAAGAAGGAUUCCAAGGCGGACAAGUCAGCGGAUAAGCCCAAGGAGACGGUCAAGAUCCUCACCAAGAAGGCAACCGCGGAUGCCGCCAAAGCGGCGGAAACCGUUGCCAGAGAGACCACUCAAAGCUCGGCGGCCGCCCAGGAGGCACCCAAGAGUCGGCGAGCCGGCAUCGCAGCCGCUGCACGUAUCCUGCAGCGCGACCUCGGCAUUAGCCCCGGAAGCGCUCAUAGAAGGGCUCGUCUGGACGCUGCAAAGGCUGAGGCGGAAGCAAAAGCUGCGACCGCGAAAGAGCCAGCUCAGCCUGCGGUCGAGGCUCCAGCCGCCGCCGCACCUCCCGCUCCGCCGGCGCAAUCAUCGAACGCUUCGCAAACCUCAGAGCGCAAUGCAGCGCCUUCCGCCACAAAAUCGGGACGCUCUCGUAGAGGCGGAGGUGGCAAGAAUGCUGCCGCCAAUGAAGCAAAGGGCAAAUCCAACGACGGUGGUGGUUCUUCCAACAACCCAGCCCCGACCAAGGCACCUGUUGUGCUCCUCAAGAAGAAGGAUGAGGAAAAACACAAGGAGAAGGCCGAGAAGGCCGAGAGGGCCGAUAAAGCUGAAAGAGAGACUUCUGGCUCUGCGCAGUCGGCCCCAGCCAAGUCCAAUCCGCCCAGCGGUCCCAAGGGCUCAGGAAAGGGCAACAACUCGAAGAAAGGCGGUGGUAGCGGUGGUGGUGGAGGUGGUGGUGGCGGCGGCGGCGGUGCAUCCGCGUCAGUCACGCCGGGCGUUACCCGCGGUUUUGUGAAGCACGCCAACCCAUCCCAGGGCGUUACGGAAAACCUCCUCAAGCAAGCCAUGGAGGCCUUCGGCACGGUCACGUUUGUCGAGAUCGACAAGCGCAAGGGUUUCGCAUACGUCGAUUUCUCAAACCACGAAGGCCUCGUCAAGGCCGUCGCUGCGAGCCCCGUCACCGUCGCUCAAGGCACUGUCCAGGUUCUCGAGCGCAAGGAGAAGAAGCCGGCUGCCAGCAACGCCAACGCCAACUCCGGCGGCGGCGGCUCCUCCAACGCUCCCGCAUCAUCAUCAAACUCCGGAGCGAACAAGGAGAAGGAGAAGGAAAAGGACAAUAACAACAGCAGCAACGCCACGCCAUCCGACAAGCCUGAAGAACAGCGCCACAAGCGCACCAGACGCGGUCGCGGCGGCGGCAAAGCGGCUGCCAACAAGGACGCGCAACAGCAGCAGCAGCAACAGUCCACCGAGAAAGCAGCGGGCGCAGGAUGA
Molecule: messenger RNA, 2001 nt
Organism: Colletotrichum truncatum
Lineage: Eukaryota; Fungi; Ascomycota; Sordariomycetes; Glomerellales; Glomerellaceae
Product: smg-4/UPF3 family protein
Biological process (GO): positive regulation of translation; nuclear-transcribed mRNA catabolic process, nonsense-mediated decay
Cellular component (GO): cytoplasm; nucleolus
Molecular function (GO): mRNA binding
Source: RefSeq, a predicted model, not a curated record